AUGUCAAACUCAACAGAAAUAAAGAACGUUCAAGAGCGUAAUUUAUACAUUGCUUAUCAAAGUGUUCUCAUGCUAUUAUUAUCUCCAUCAACAUCGUUUAUAAUCGGUAAACCUUCUCAUAGAGCAACCAAAACACUUAAUUUCAUUGUUGUUAAAGAGCUUCUCGUCUACGAGGAAGAUAACAAAACUUUUUCAAUACAUUUAAAAGAAUUAAUCAAAGAACGUGCAAAACAGAUGAUUAUUGAUUUAAAAGAGAAGGGGCGCAGCGAAUUAGCAGCACAAAGAGUUGUAAAUUAUGAGAAGUCUAGAGAUUCAAUUGAUUUUCUGGAAGACUUGUUGUACUUACAAGGAAUCAAUGUUGCUCACAAAAAAGUGAAUAGAUUUGGAUUGGGGUGCAAUGUAGAAAUUCAAUUACAAGACAAAAGCAUUUGGAGGCGGAGAGUUAUCCAAUUUAUAGGAGAACAAAUAAACACAUAUUUGUACAAACGAAUGGAAAAACAAAAAGAAGUUGAAAUAAAAAGGAAUGAGUUAACAAUAUGGUGGGAGAAUAACAAAAAUAAUCUCAAAUAA
Entamoeba invadens IP1 is the source of this 570-nucleotide messenger RNA. RefSeq lists its product as hypothetical. The record is from RefSeq and is a predicted model, not a curated record. The transcript has a single exon. The coding region runs from base 1 to 570 and encodes 189 amino acids. Lineage: Eukaryota; Evosea; Mastigamoebida; Endamoebidae.